UUAUAUCGAGAAUCGCUUCUUUUCAUCUUUAUUUACAUUGCAAUUAUGUCCGAUAAUACUGAUUAUCUUGGAUAUGCUUAUGCUUUUAUAGUUACCUUAGGCGGCCUAAUUGGCUUCAUUAAAGCAGGUAGUACGACUUCUUUAGUGGCCGGCUUAUCGUUUGGUAGUUUAGCGGGAUUCGCAGCAUAUCGCGUAAGCGCAAAUCCAAGAAAUGUCGGUUUAGCAUUAGCCGUUUCUCUUGUAUUGUUAUUUGUGAUGGGAUCUCGUUUUUACAAAGGUGGAAAAUUUAUGCCAGCUGGUCUUGUCACUGUUCUUAGUUUGUUUUCAGCUGCUCGCUAUGGAUAUCGAUAUAUCUCUUAAAAUAUAACUAUACAACUUUUAUACUUAUGACAAUUUAUUAUAACUUACAAAUUUUUAAUAAGUUAUUAGUUACACUAAUUAUUUAUUAAAUAAAUACUUAAAAAUAUACAACUAAUUUCCUUUUAUUAGCUUAUCUAGAAAUUAAAAAAUAUUGUUAAUUUUCUCU
Messenger RNA from Rhizophagus irregularis DAOM 181602=DAOM 197198, 526 nucleotides. RefSeq lists its product as uncharacterized. NCBI's taxonomy places the organism in Eukaryota, Fungi, Glomeromycota, Glomeromycetes, Glomerales, Glomeraceae. The record is from RefSeq and is a predicted model, not a curated record. Gene Ontology annotation, biological process: regulation of heme biosynthetic process. Gene Ontology annotation, cellular component: mitochondrial membrane.